This is a messenger RNA of Didymodactylos carnosus, 414 nucleotides long. NCBI's taxonomy places the organism in Eukaryota, Metazoa, Rotifera, Eurotatoria, Philodinida, Philodinidae. The record is from the annotation of a GenBank genome assembly.
CCCCCCCCCCCCCCCCCCCCCCCCCCCCCCCCCCCCCCCCCCCCCCCCCCCCCCCCCCCCCCCCCCCCCCCCCCCCCCCCCCCCCCCCCCCCCCCCCCCCCCCCCCCCCCCCCCCCCCCCCCCAAUCCUAUUUUGUUUCAGCAUUUGUUUUGGUUUUUUGGUCAUCCUGAAGUUUAUAUUUUGAUUGUUCCUGGGUUUGGUAUAAUUUCUCAGAUUGUUAUUAGAAUUUCUUUGAAGGGAGAAAUUUUUGGUUAUUUAGGUAUGGUUUAUGCUAUAAUUUCUAUUGGCCUACUUGGUUUUAUUGUUUGGGCUCAUCAUAUGUUUACUGUUGGUAUGGAUGUUGAUACUCGUGCUUAUUUUACUGCUGCAACUAUAGCUAUUGCUGUUCCAACUGGGAUUAAAAUUUUUAGUUGA